Alligator mississippiensis (American alligator) is the source of this 2797-nucleotide messenger RNA. It is a transcript of the gene ASIC3, whose product is annotated as acid sensing ion channel subunit 3. The record is from RefSeq and is a predicted model, not a curated record. Gene Ontology annotation, cellular component: membrane. Gene Ontology annotation, biological process: sodium ion transmembrane transport. NCBI's taxonomy places the organism in Eukaryota, Metazoa, Chordata, Crocodylia, Alligatoridae.
UUACUGGCUGAGCUGCUGGGGCCUGAGCCCCGGCCUUGGGGUUUAGGGGGGUGCUGCUGUCGGGCAGCUCUGCCCCAGCUUGUGCAGGGCAGCUUGUCCCCCCCACCCCCACCCCAGCCGGGGCCACUGCCAGCUCUCCAGGCAUCUCCGUCUCAGGACCAGCACAGGCAGAAAAUGCUGAGAGGUCCCUGCUUGGCCUCCCACACUUGGUGUCUCCCAGCUCUCGGCUGCCACGGCCACGCACAAACACAUGCCGUGGGGGGCCAGGGCUGCAGCGCAAUGCAUUCAGAGCCAGGAGGGAGCAGGCCCAUGCCUGCCGGCCCCAGCAGAGGUCUUCAUCCACCUUCAGCCCGGUCUGGCAGAGGUGCUGCCGCAGCGGCCCCUGGUCCUGCUCGGGGGAGUCUUGCAUACAGCCUCCUGCCACCCCAGCCCUGCCGGUGCCCCUCACUCCUGACCUGCGGUGCCCACAUCCCUAAGCAGAGGCUGCACUGGGCCUGGGCUCUAGUGCUGGAGCAGACCCUGCGAUGGGGACUAGGGGGGCACAUCAUUGGUUCAGGGUUUAAGCAGCGUUGGCCAGGGGGUGCAGGGAGGGGUCUCACACCCUGCCCUCCCCUGCUGGCAGCGUGACCAGUUGUGACUCAGGUGUCCGGCGCCGCCCAGGCCCCUCCUGCCGCCCGCCCUCUCGCCUGCCGCGCUCCAGCACUCUGCUCCGUUGCUCGCUCGCCGCCGACUGCCUCCUGAAACCCAAUCUCCCGCAGCGCCGGGCCAUGAAGCCAGCCGAGGCAGGCGCGGGGUCCCCGCGGCCCUUGGACCUGGCAGCGUUCGCCAGCAGCUGCACGCUGCAUGGGCUGGGGCAAGUCUUUGUGCCGGGGGCGAUGACGCCGCGGCGGGCUGUGUGGGCCGGCGCCUUCGUGGCAGCACUGGGCGCUUUCCUGUACCAGGUCGGGGAGCGCGUGGCCUUCUACGCCCAGUACCCGCACGUUACGGCGCUGGACGAGCAGGAGAGCCGCCAGCUGCCCUUCCCGGCCAUCACGCUCUGCAACUUCAACCGCAUCCGCCGCUCCCGCCUGACGCCCGACGACUUGUACUGGCUGGGCCCCGAGCUGCUGGGCGUGCAGCGUGCCGACUUCGCCCGCUACCUGGCGGCGCUAGGUCGGCCUGCCGACUUCGCCGGCUUCUUCCCCAGCAAGAGCUUCGACCUGCGCGCCUUCUACCAGCGCGCCGGCCACGCGCUGCCCGACAUGCUGCUGAGCUGCCGCUUCCGCGCCCGCGAAUGCGGCCCCGAGAACUUCACCACCACCUUCACGCGCUUGGGCAAGUGCUACACGUUCAACUCGGGGGCGCCGGGCACGGAGCUGCUGACCACGCUGCAGGGCGGCGCCGGCAACGGGCUGGAGCUCAUGCUGGACAUCCAGCAGGAAGAGUACCUGCCCGUCUGGGGCGACACCGAGGAGACGUCCUACGAGGCAGGCGUGAAGGUGCAGAUCCACAGCCAGGACGAGCCGCCCUCGGUCGAGGAGCUGGGCUUCGGCGCCGCGCCCGGCUUCCAGACCUACGUGUCCUGCCAGCAGCAGCGGCUCGUGUACCUCCCGCCGCCCUGGGGCGACUGCGCCUCCGCGCCCGACGCCUCCGACUUCUUCAGCAACUACAGCCUGCCGGGCUGCCGCCUCGACUGCGCCACGCGCUACCUGGCCGAGACCUGCGGCUGCCGCAUGGUGCACAUGCCCGGCAACGCCAACGUGUGCACGCCGGAGCAGUACAAGGCGUGCGCCGACCCUGCCCUGGACCUCCUGGUGCAGAAGGACGACGAGCUCUGCGCUUGCCGCCCGCCCUGCGCCGCCGUGCGCUACGGCAAGGAGCUCUCCAUGGCCAAGAUCCCCAGCAAGGCCGCGGCCCGCUACCUGGCCAGCAAGUUCAACCGGACCGAGCAGUACAUCGCGGAGAACGUGCUGGUGCUGGACAUCUUCUUCGAGGCCCUGAACUACGAGACCAUUGAGCAGAAGAAAGCCUACGAGGUGGCCGGGCUGCUGGGUGAGCGCGCGGGGUGCCCGGUGGGGGUCUCGGGGCCGGGCCAGGCUGGGCUCAGCCCUCCCCGGCCCCGUGGGGGCUGCCCUGACGCCCGCCCCACCCCGCUCGCAGGCGACAUCGGGGGCCAGAUGGGGCUGUUCAUCGGCGCCAGUCUCCUGACCGUACUGGAGGUCCUGGACUACCUGUAUGAGGUCUGCCGGGACAAGCUCCGCAGCUUCUACAAGGGCAAGAGGAGGGACCUGAGCAGCAACAGCAACACCCUGGUAACUGCCCCUGCCCCUGCCCCGGUCCCCACCUGCCCCUGGCUCUGCUCACCCCCUUGUCUCGUCUGUCUCCCCCGCCGCGGCCGCGCCAGGAGUAUCCGGAGGUCCCAGGCAGCCCCAGCGCCAGGCUCCCACACAGGCCCAGGUAGUGCCCCCCGGGGCUCAUCCCCCUCCGUUCAGCUCGGAGCCCCCCAGCCGGACACACUCCCCCAGCUCCACACCAUGGCCACCGCCCCGUGCCCCUCGCCCCCAAAGUGCUGCAGCGCCCGGGCUGCAACCCCAGACUCGGGGGCUCCUGGGGAGCGGACAUGGGUGCUCCAGCCUCGGGAAAGUCCUGGUACAGGAUGGGGUAGCAGCACCGUGGACGGACCUGGGGGUCUCGGCGGCUCCCAAACCCGAUAGGCGCCUGCAGCGCGAUGCAGCCACGCAGAAGGUCAAGGCGGUUUUGGGGGCUGCAUCGACAGAAGCAUCGGGUGCAAGAUGCAGGAGGGCUGGUGCCUCCGCUC